CAGGCUCAUAAAGCUGCCUCUUUACAACUGCUACCACAAGCUCUCCCAGCGAGCCAGCGUGCAGAACACAAAGACAGAAAUGAGUAGUGGGGUGUGGUUUUCUAGUUUGGGGCUGGUGGCCUGGCUGUGUUGCCUCAGUCUGGGGCCCGUUCAAGGGGGGAAGGUACUAGUUGUUCCUGUUGAUGGAAGCCACUGGCUAAGCAUGAAGAUCCUGGUGAAAGAGCUCAACCAGAGGGGACAUGAGGUCUUGGUGCUGGUGCCUGACAGCAGCCUGUUGAUCCACAGCUCAGAGAGCUUCAAGACUGAGGUUUACCCGGUGUCUUUUACAAAAGCUGAUCUGGAUAACCGAUUCGACCAGCUAAGGGAUGGACUUUUCCUCAAAGCACCACAGAUCACUGACGUGUUCGUCAACGUGCAGCGUUUGAUAAACUUUACUUCAUUACAGUGCGAGGGUUGUGAGAGUUUGCUGCACAACAAGCCUUUAAUGAGUCGGCUCAGAGGAGGAGGCUUUGAUCUUGUGCUAACUGAUCCUUUCCUUCCCUGCGGCUCAGUCUUGUCUCAUCUCCUCUCCAUUCCAGCUGUUUAUUUCCUACGAGGACUUCCAUGCGAGCUGGAUUCAAAGGCUAACCAGUGCCCUUCUCCCCCCUCGUACGUUCCUGUGUCCUUCACUGGCAAUACAAACAACAUGAACUUUCCACAGAGAGUCAAAAACAUGGCUAUGUCUUUUGUGGAGUCCUACAUGUGCAAAUUAAUGUACAGCGGAUUUGACGAUCUAGUCAGCAAGCAUUUAAAAGAAGGCAUGACUUAUAAAGAACUUCUUAGUCAAGGUGCUAUAUGGCUUCUCAGAUAUGACUUCGUCUUUGAAUGGCCCAAACCUAUUAUGCCAAACAUGGUUUUUAUUGGAGGUAUCAAUUGUGCAAAGAAGGCUCCUCUGCCAGCGGAGUUAAAGGAGUUUGUGGAUGGCUCUGGAGAUGACGGCUUCAUUGUCUUUACCCUGGGCUCAAUGGUUUCCAACAUGCCUGAUGAGACAGCCAAGCAGUUCUUUGAGGCUUUUCGGCAACUACCACAAAGGGUUGUGUGGAGAUAUACUGGAGUCCCGCCUAAGGAUGUACCCAAGAAUGUCAAACUUAUGAAAUGGUUACCUCAGAAUGACCUCCUAGCCCAUCCCAAAGCCAAAGUCUUCAUCACUCAUGGAGGAACUCAUGGUAUCUAUGAGAGCAUCUGUAAUGGUGUACCCAUGUUGAUGUUUCCACUGUUUGGAGAUCAGAGUGACAAUGUGCAUCACAUGGUGACUCGGGGUGUUGCAGAGAAACUUAGUAUUUUUGAUGUGACAACCGAAAACCUAGUGGCUGCACUAAAGAAAAUCAUCCAUGAAAAGAGUUACACAGAGAAGGCCAUGGAGAUGUCUAAAGUACACCUUGAUCGCCCCGUUCAGCCUCUUGAACUGGCCGUUUUCUGGACUGAGUUCGUCAUGAGACACGGAGGUGCCUCACACCUAAAGGUUUCAGCACAUGACCUGAACUGGAUUCAGUACCAUUGUUUGGAUGUCAUUGGCUUAUUCAUCAUCAUUAUCUUAACUGUUGUGUGGGUGACCCUCAAAUGCUGCUCGUUCUGUUUCCGUAAGUGUUUCAGAAAGGAGAGUGCAAAGGUGAGGAGGAAGAAAGAAUAGAGUUUGUGAUUCCACAUUGAUCAGAUUUGUAUAUUUCUGUUUCUAAAUUAAUAAAAUAAGCUGAAAGUCUGCAGUGACUGUUGAAAUGGGGUACUAUGUGAAGAGUUAUAUGUACAGAAUGGUUGAAAUGUGUCUGUAUGUACAUUAACCACUUUGUCUGAAUCAGAAUUUCACCUAACGCCAGAGUCUUCAACUGUAAAACAAACUUUUGACCAAAUAAAAGUUGUUUUUAUCAAAACCAAA
Notolabrus celidotus (New Zealand spotty) is the source of this 1912-nucleotide messenger RNA. Its product is annotated as UDP-glucuronosyltransferase-like. Bases 80 to 1669 code for a protein of 529 amino acids. The record is from RefSeq and is a predicted model, not a curated record. NCBI's taxonomy places the organism in Eukaryota, Metazoa, Chordata, Actinopteri, Labriformes, Labridae. The transcript has 5 exons. Gene Ontology annotation, molecular function: UDP-glycosyltransferase activity.